Colletotrichum navitas is the source of this 506-nucleotide messenger RNA. RefSeq lists its product as uncharacterized. The coding region runs from base 176 to 433 and encodes 85 amino acids. Lineage: Eukaryota; Fungi; Ascomycota; Sordariomycetes; Glomerellales; Glomerellaceae. The record is from RefSeq and is a predicted model, not a curated record. The transcript has a single exon.
GUUGUGACAGCUUCCCGUCGGCGAGUGCAAUACUCUGGCCUCCGUCUUAAUCGACUUGGAACGACCCGUGCUUGGGGCGCCCUUCAAGUCUCAUAAAUGGGGCGGCAGAGCUGAAGAACAGCAGUGCUGAAUUGGCAAUUUCCUCCUUGUCUUGCGCUAUUUAGUACAUAGGGUCAUGCGAACCCACGGCCUAGCCCAACUCACACAUACACGUCCGUCACCGUCGGGCAUCCCUCUUCUUCUCUCCAGAGAACAGGACUUUUCUGCCAACUGGCAGACAACACAGCAUGCGUGCCCGGGUACGAAAAACAUGUCUAUCACACACCAGGAAUCAAACCCCGAAGCCUCCUUUCCGCCCCAGCGCCACCGUCUUCAUCGAGUAACCAGAUAUAAAGUCCCGAGAUGUUUCCGGGCCACGUAUUUGAAUUUGUAGUACGAGUCGGCAAGCACCGAAAAAGUCGACAAUGCAGCAGUGAAGUAGUGGAUAGCGUUGUUAUUACAUUCCA